This is a messenger RNA of Didymodactylos carnosus, 1152 nucleotides long. The record is from the annotation of a GenBank genome assembly. NCBI's taxonomy places the organism in Eukaryota, Metazoa, Rotifera, Eurotatoria, Philodinida, Philodinidae.
AUGUGGUCAUAUAUCACCCAUUUAUCGGUUGGUGAUAAUGUUUAUCAUAUAUUUGCUAUGCUCGUGCCGUGGAUGUUACUUUGUGGUUACAUUAAACGGGGUGUAUCAUGGAGUUAUACGGGUUCUGUAGCUGCAUUUACUCCUGUUGUAAUUAAUCUUGGUCGAUUACCGUAUGCUGAUAAAAAACCAGCUGGUGAUUAUGCUCUACUAAGAAUUGAAGAAAAUUUAGUUGGUAUUAGUAUUGGAGCUAUUCUAACUAUUAUAAUAUUUCCCGUAUUUGCCAUUGAUAGAUUAAAAGAAAAUAUUAAAUUAGCAUUAAUAACAUGUAAAAAUUCAAUAAAAACAGUUCACAUUAUUUAUGAUCAAUUGUUAUUAUUACGUACAAAUAAUACAACAACAACGAUCCAAAUUGAUAUUGAUAAACAGUUAAAAUUAGGUGCUUUUUUAGCAUCACAACAUUCAAUAUUUCAAUCAUUGAUUGAUGUUCAACGAAUUUUAGUUGGAGAAGCAUCGGUUGAACCAACAUUUUGGUUAAAAUCAUUUUCUAAAAGUCAGUAUAAAACAUUAAUUCAACAACAAAUAGAUGUAUUUCGUAUGUUACACAAUAUUGAUACAUCAUUAGUAUGCAUUAGUGGAACGUGUUCAAGUAUAGAAUAUUUACAGCAAGUUGGUUUAAUACCAAAAUUACACUCAGAAAUAUCACAAAUCACUCAACAAUUAAGCGACUGUCUUGAUUUAUGGAUUGAAUAUUUUUCGUUAUCACAAACAAUAUGUAAUUGUAAACAUAAAAGACGUAAAACUGACAAUAUCGAAGAAUGUCAAUCAAGAAAAUAUAAUAAAAUUCAUCCAGAUGACUAUGUACGUGAACAUAAAGAACGAUUAAUAUUAUUGCAUGCUGGUGUUCAACAAUUACACGAACAACAUCAGUUAUCUUUAAAUCAAUUAGUUACAGCAUUAUAUGAAACAAAAAUGGAAAAUGACCAAGUUGUAUUACUACAUACCAUUAUCAAUGAUGAAAUUGACACAGUUAUUAUUGCUUUGCAAUCACUUUUUUAUUCAAUGACACAUUUAAUAAAUGUUGUUAUACUUUUAGGUACUAGUAUUCAUACAAUACUUGAAUUAGAAACAACAAACACAUAUAAAACGUAUUAA